AUGGUCCACUGUGCUGGAUGCGAGAGGCCUAUUCUGGACAGAUUUUUGCUCAACGUCUUGGAUAGAGCCUGGCAUGCCAAAUGCGUGCAGUGUUGUGACUGUAAAUGUAAUUUAACUGAUAGAUGCUUUUCAAGAGAAGGACGACUCUACUGCAAAAUCGACUUUUUCAGACGUUAUGGCACUAAAUGUGGAGGUUGCGCGCAGGGGAUCUCGCCCAAUGAUCUCGUUCGGAAAGCGCGAAGCAAAAUCUUUCACCUGAACUGUUUCACCUGUAUCAUGUGCAACAAACAGCUUUCCACGGGCGAGGAAUUGUACAUACUAGAUGAAUAUAAAUUUGUCUGCAAGGAGGAUUACAUGAACAACAGCAUGGGAAAAGACACAAACCUCCUGUCAAUUACUACGUGCAGUGAUCCGAGCCUAUCUCCAGAAUCUCAGGAUCCACAAGAUGAUUGUAAAGACUCUGAAAGCGGACAGCUGUCCGACAAAGAGAUUUGCAACAACGAAAACGACGAGCAGAAUCUGGGCGGGAAACGUCGCGGGCCGCGCACGACUAUCAAAGCCAAACAACUGGAGACGCUGAAAGCUGCAUUCGCCGCCACACCUAAACCCACCAGACACAUACGAGAGCAGCUGGCACAGGAGACGGGCCUUAACAUGCGAGUCAUACAGGUGUGGUUUCAGAAUCGGCGCUCUAAAGAGAGGCGCAUGAAGCAGCUGAGCGCGCUGGGCGCCAGACGUCACAUGUUCUUCCGCAGCCCGAGGAGAAUGAGAGCGCUGCACGCCGACCGACUGGAACCAGGAGAGCUCAUGACAAACGGACAUUUCUCCUAUCAUGGGGAUUAUCACAGUGACUACUAUGGACCGGGAUCUGACUACAAAUAUUUCUCUCAGGGUCCACCAUCCUCCCAAGCCCAGACUCCUGGUGACCUGGGAUUCAUACUCUCCUCUGGCCCAGCAGGAACCCCUUUAGGGAGCAUGGACCACCAUCAUCAUGCAGCACACCACCCCUCCAAUGAGGCACAAUGCUUCAGCAAGAUGAUAUUGCACCACCCAGGGGACUCUCCCAGCCCAGAGCCCAGUGCACCCACCUCCAUCCACAGUAUCUCUAAUGACAUGUGUGACUCCACUCCGCCUUUCAUAUCCCUGACCUCCCUCAGUGGCAAUGGAUACAGUAAUCAACUGUUUGUCCCUUCCACAGAAAUGAAUGAGGGGACGGUUUGGUAG
This is a messenger RNA of Xyrauchen texanus (razorback sucker), 1224 nucleotides long. RefSeq names its product LIM/homeobox protein Lhx1-like. The transcript has 5 exons. NCBI's taxonomy places the organism in Eukaryota, Metazoa, Chordata, Actinopteri, Cypriniformes, Catostomidae. Gene Ontology annotation, cellular component: nucleus. Gene Ontology annotation, biological process: neuron differentiation; regulation of transcription by RNA polymerase II. Gene Ontology annotation, molecular function: RNA polymerase II transcription regulatory region sequence-specific DNA binding; DNA-binding transcription factor activity, RNA polymerase II-specific. Bases 1 to 1224 code for a protein of 407 amino acids. The record is from RefSeq and is a predicted model, not a curated record.